This is a messenger RNA of Adineta ricciae, 669 nucleotides long. The record is from the annotation of a GenBank genome assembly. Lineage: Eukaryota; Metazoa; Rotifera; Eurotatoria; Adinetida; Adinetidae.
AUGCGAAAUCCAAUCGUUUCCUAUUGUUCAUUCCUCUUUCAAAAUUUGUUUUUGAGAAAAGCCAUGGAAAACACUGAAGCGCCCAUUCAAACCGAAGAACCAACAACAGUGGUUGAACCAGUUGCUGAAGACACAUCGAAGAUCAAUGGAGAUCCCAUCGCGACACAAGAUCCAUUGAAAAUGAAUGGUGAUCAGUCAGCUCCGGUUGAGGAAGAAGUCAAAACGAACGGUCAAGAAGCAACUAACGAAGAUGUAUCCUCGAAAACAAUGGAAGAAACUUCUGUGGAAAAGAAAAAAGAAGAAGAAGAAGAGAGCACUCCAUUGAAUAAAUCAGUUACCGAACAAGAAAAUGUUACUGAUGCGUGUACAACCGUACCGGCCACAUGCGUCUCGCCCGGUCGAACUAAUAUACCAUUGAAAGAAGUGAACGAAAGUGAAAAAGAAGAGUUAGCUGUCAUCUCAAAUGGUACCGAUAGUACCAAUAGUAAGAAACGUGAACUCGAACAAGAGGAUGAACCAACUGAAGAGACAACGACUGAUAGUGACGACCGUUCAAAUGAUCAAACAAAGAAAAUCAAAAUUGCUGAACCAACUGAAACGCCUAUCAUAGAAUUUGAUUCUAUUGAUACAAAUAUACGACGGAAUAUAUACUCAAUUUAUAUAAAAUAA